Messenger RNA from Candida albicans SC5314, 1404 nucleotides. RefSeq lists its product as uncharacterized. The transcript has a single exon. NCBI's taxonomy places the organism in Eukaryota, Fungi, Ascomycota, Pichiomycetes, Serinales, Debaryomycetaceae. The coding region runs from base 1 to 1404 and encodes 467 amino acids. The record is from RefSeq and is a predicted model, not a curated record.
AUGUCAUUCCUAGAAGAUGGAGAAUAUGAAUUAGAUGUAUCGAUACUAUUAGAUAACCCAUCAACUAAUAAUAAUUCUUUCAAUGAUAAUAUUGCCAUUCGUUAUGGGUUUAUACCUGAUUCAAUGGAUCAAUCUAAACCCUUAAAACUAUAUCAACAAGAUCAAACAUGUAUAUUAAAGGCAACUCUGUCUGAUUCUGACCCAACACCAAUAUUUUUUGAAGGUAUACCGCAACGAUAUCAAAUUAAUAAUACUACCAGUAGUAAUACCAAUAAUGAUGCCUAUUAUUUAACAUUUAAUUCUCAAAAUCAUACCACCAACAAUAACAAUAAUAACAAUAAUAAAGUUGUUGAAUUGAAAAAAUUGGAUUCAACUAUUAAGUUUAAUAAAAGUAGAAAUGUCAGUAAAUUACAGAAUCAAAUUAAAACUAUGGAGAAACAAUAUCAGGUACAACAACGACAACAACUGAAAUUAUUGAAAAAUGACAAUAAUACCAGAACACCAACGCCGAAUCCAAAUCUGACCAUAUCUUCAAAUUCAUCAGUUAUAUUACCACCAUCCAAAAAAUCAACACCUAAAACUUCACCCCUUCGAAAACCUCCUAAACCAACAGUUACACCAGUUAGGAAAAUGGCAUCUAAACGUCCACCUUCAGCUACAAAUACCCCAGAAAUCAAACCUAAAGAAAGUUCUUCAGAACCUAUAAUUAGUGAAUCUGAUUUUGAAGAUUUGGAAAUGGAUGAUAAACUGACAGAAGAAGUUCCCAUUAUUGAAUUCAAUUUUGAUAAUUAUGAUAAUGAUGAGGAUAAAAAGGAGGAAGUAGUAAAUAAAUCAAAGAAUGAAAAUCAAAAUAUCACAAAAGGGAUGGAACUGAAACCAAAACCAAAACCAAAACCAAGUGAGGAAACUUCCAAGACAAAAGUGAAACCACAACCUCGAAAACAGAAAAAACAGAAAAAACCACUUAGUGAAGAAACUGUUGAUUUGACAGAUGAUUUAGAUGAUGAUUUCAAAGAUUUAGAAGAUCAAUUAGAAGAACUUUUAGAAGAAGAAGAACAACCUAAACAACAACAAAUCAAGGAGACCAAAUCAAAUCAAUCUAUACAGAAGAAACCAUCACCUACUAUAGAAGUUGAUCCAAUAGCAUUUAAUGAUUCUGAUGAAAGUGAUUUUGAAGAUUUUCAUUUCACAGGGAUUAAAAUUGAUGAAGGUAAUAAUAGCAAUUCUUCUUCUUCUAAUAAUAAUAAUAAAACUAAAAAUAUUUCAAUUGAUAAUGGUAAUAGUAAUGAGGAAUUGAAUUUUAACAAGACUGUACUGGGUGGUAAACCAAGAAGUUUACGUGAUUUAAUUUUAGGUGGUAAUACACCAAAUAUAGAUGAUGGAAGUAGUAGUGAAGAAGAAUAG